GACACAGCCCCGGAGCGGGGCCGCGCCGCGCCGCGCCGGGGGAGGCGGCGGAGGAUGGAGGAGGAGAUGCAGCCGGCGGAGGAGGGGCCCAGCACCCCCAAAAUCUACAAGCAGCGGGGUCCCUACAGCGUCCUGAAGACCUUCCCCGGGAAGCGGGCGGCGCUGGCCAAGCGCUAUGAGAGACCCACCAUGGUGGAGGUGCCCCGCGGGCGCGGAGCGGGGCAGCCCUUCCCGCACGCCGCCGAGCCGCUGCCCUACGCGCCGCACGGCCCCUUCCCCAACGGGCCCGCCCGCCCCGGCGCUGCCCCCGGCGCUGCCCGCGCCCAGGGCCACCCCCGCCCGCCGCCGCCAGCCCCGAGCUCCUCGGGCCGCUACGGCCCCUGCCCGGCGGUGGCGGGGGGCGGCGGCGCGGAGCUGAGCGCAGAGAGUCGAAUGAUUCUGGAUGCCUUUGCUCAACAAUGCAGCCGGGUUCUAAGUCUCUUAAAUUGUGGUGGAAAACUACUGGACAACAAUCACUCUCAGUCCAUGAUUUCUUGUAUAAAGCAGGAAAACCCAAAUUAUAGUGAAAGACAAGAGCAAUGUCAGCUCGGGAAAAUGGUCCAUAGUCAGACGUCAGACAUUUUAGACAUAGAGAUGCAGUAUAUGCAAAAGAAACAACAAACCUCAGCCUUUCUGAGAGUUUUUACUGAUUCCCUUCAGAACUAUUUGCUUUCUGGGAGCUUCCCUUCUCAGAACACCUCAUCAAUAAAUGAUUUUAGCCAUUUGGCAGAUGUGGAUCCACUUUCAGCCUCUCCAGUGCACACUUUAGGUGGAUGGACAUCUCCAGCAACAUCGGAAUCUCAUGGUCAUCCAUCAUCUUCUACACUUCCAGAGGAGGAAGAGGAGGAGGAGGAAGAAGGUUACUGCCCUCGGUGUCAAGAGCUAGAGCAGGAGGUAAUUUCAUUGCAACAAGAGAAUGAAGAGCUUCGUAGAAAGUUGGAGAGCAUUCCAGUGCCCUGCCAGACGGUUUUAGAUUAUUUGAAGACUGUACUUCAGCAUCACAACCAGCUUAUGGUGCCACAGCCAGCAGACCAUCCAACUGAGGGGAGUAAGCAGUUGCUGAACAACUACCCUGUCUACAUCACUAGUAAACAGUGGGAUGAGGCCGUAAAUUCUUCCAAGAAAGACGGACGACGGCUCCUUCGCUAUCUCAUCAGAUUUGUUUUCACAACCGAUGAGCUUAAGUACUCAUGCGGCCUUGGGAAAAGGAAAAGGUCAGUGCAGUCAGGAGAGACAGGUCCUGAAAGACGUCCUCUGGAUCCAGUUAAAGUAACAUGUCUCAGAGAGUUCAUUAGGAUGCACUGUACCUCCAACCCGGACUGGUGGAUGCCCUCUGAGGAGCAGAUUAACAAGGUGUUCAGCGACGCCGUGGGGCACGCGCGCCAGGGCCGCGCCGUGGGGACUUUCCUGCACAAUGGCAGCUCGUACUACGAGGGGACUGACCACCCGGGGGCACAGGACGAGGUCUUCAACAGAGGGAUGCAGGACGGAUCUGGAGAUUGAUGGCACUGAGAACCGCGUCGCGCUGCAGUAGCAACCACUUAAUGUAGGAGAGACUGUUUGUUAAACAUCCCUAACCCUGCUGUCAUUUAGGAGUCCAAAGCAUGUUCGAACACACACUGCAUACAUUGCAGCUUCUCCGUCCUACCCUAUCCCAGACAACAGAAAGAAAUCCAUUUCAAGACCUGCUUUAUGGGACUUCUCAGUGCCUAUUCUUUCCAAACCCUUCAUAGCUCACUCAAAGGGAACAUGCAGUCCAUUUCAUCCAGUUGUAGAGGAAAGGUCAUUUAAAAACUAUAGAAGUGUCAAAAGAAACUACAGCUACUAUCUAUCUCUUCAGCCUAUUGAUAACAAUCCCAGGCCUGGACUCAGAACAGCUUUGCUUUCCCUGACUAGAAGAUAUGUACAAGUCUGCACACUUACAACAAAAAAAAAAA
Molecule: messenger RNA, 1976 nt
Organism: Passer montanus (Eurasian tree sparrow)
Lineage: Eukaryota; Metazoa; Chordata; Aves; Passeriformes; Passeridae
Gene: BEND4
Product: BEN domain containing 4
Molecular function (GO): DNA binding
Source: RefSeq, a predicted model, not a curated record